AAUCAGAGCAAACAAUCGGCGCCGUCUAUCUGCCAGUUUCCUCCAAGCACGUCCGAAUUCCACCUUCCUGCGCACAUUGCGGAACUCACAUCGCGGAACUCACAUCGUUAUCCAACCCCCACCUGCAGAGAAUGGCGACCCAAAGCAGGCCAACGGAAAUGAAGGACGCCAACGAACGUCUCAGUGACAAAACGGCAAGCGGAAAACUCGCCAAAGAGAAAAAGAGCCCGCAUAGAGAUAUACUGCAGAGGGGAAUCCCGGAUGUUUCCACGAUAUGUAUUUCUCCCUUGGCAGAUGUUUAUCUGGCCAUGGGACUCACCGAGGGCUUGCUGGAGAUACAGCGGUGCCUUCGGGAAUAUCUGAAGGGGUUCAUGAACAGUCUUCCCAGCUUCUUGACCCCCGAAGACCAGCAUGUCGUUACGCAGAAACACCACCGCGAACUCCAGGAUACCAUCGACGACUUGUGCGACGUGUUUCGUGAGGCCAGGCACUUCAGGCCGAUGGGGCCGAACGACAUCAUGACGGACGUCACGUUCGGCAUCAUCGCCAAUGUGCGCGCUCACCUCCAGAGAGACGUCGAGAUCGGAUCGUACAUUGAUGCGGCGGCAUGGCUUAUGGAGACAGCUAACGUUGUCUUCAACGAGACGUGGAGGAGAGAAGACGCAGAAAGAGCGCGAAGAGCAGCCGUAGCAAAUGGGAACGGAAUACGAGCUAGACUUGCAAAGGAUGCUGCGGAGAUAAGAGCCUUGACACAGCGAAUAAGACAAGAAUUGGCUAUGCAUAUGAAAGAAGGAGUAGCAAAGAUGGUAAAAGCGGAGAAGGAAGAAAAGCAAGCAGAGAGAGCAGAGAGGGCUGAAGCAAGGAAAGCAAACGAAGCAAGGUCUUUGGAGGAAGCAAAAGAAGGGUAGAAUAAAUAGGUGCUCGACGCCACUGGGACAGCGAUCAGCGUCUAGUGCAGGAGAAGAGGAGAGUACAUGGUUCGAUACGUAUAGUUCUCAAAUGAAAGACAGCGUUCCACAGUUAUCUUUACUCAGGUUGCUGACGUUGCCAUGGCACAUAUAAGUAAGGCAGGCAGGGCAGGCAAGGCAGGUAUCCGUAAUGUAAGGUAGUGAUGCUGCCGCGAAUUGUGUGAACGCCCCCGUACCAAUGUCGGUCAGCAAACAAUUGUGUGUUCUACACUCAGCUCUAGAGGGGAGAGUUUGUGGAGAAAUGACUAAUUGCGACGACACUGAGGUAGGUUCUCAUCUGAGUAAUUAUGACCGAUAAUCUAGCCACAUGAUGGUACAGUGCUACGUUUUUGCAAAGAAAAUCUAGCUUAAGAGAAAGUAAGAAAAUGGAAAGGCCUUGCCUUGGGAUAAACAUGGAUUC
This is a messenger RNA of Lasiosphaeria miniovina, 1368 nucleotides long. RefSeq lists its product as uncharacterized. The transcript has 3 exons. The record is from RefSeq and is a predicted model, not a curated record. The coding region runs from base 132 to 908 and encodes 258 amino acids. NCBI's taxonomy places the organism in Eukaryota, Fungi, Ascomycota, Sordariomycetes, Sordariales, Lasiosphaeriaceae.